AUGGAGAUCAAACUUGCCAGUCAUGAGCAUUCAAUGGGCUAUCAUUGUCUCGAUGAUGAGACAGAUGAUAAAUGGUGUGAUAAAUGCAGGGAGACCAUCUGUGGUGCAGCCUAUGCAUGUGUAAGGUGCGAACUCUGGUUGCAUGAAUUGUGCGCCAAAGCUAUACAAUAUCUGCCUCCAGAGAUUACACAUCCUCUCCACUCACACCACCAUCUUAUUUUAGAUUGGUCUGGAUCCGGUUCUUUCGGAUCAUUUACCUGUGAUCUAUGUUUGAAGAUUCCUUCGGCCACCUAUUACAGUUGUUGUCGGUGCUCCUUCGAGCUCGAUUUAGUUUGCGCUUUUGCAAGCAGUGAUGAUCAUGUAGCUAGGAAGAAGAGGCAGAGAUCCAAUGCAGAUAGGGAGAAACAGAUAAUGCAGCAUUACUGCCACAUCCAUCCGCUGAUCCUCUACAAGUAUAGCAAUGAGGGAGAACAUGAUUAUAAUUGUCGUUGGUGUGACAAGCCAUUGACGGGCAUUUUCUACGGUUGUAAAAGUUGUGGCUUCUUCCUUCAUGAAUUUUGCAGUGAUAAGAUACCCAAAACAUUGAACCAUCCUUUCCAUCCAUCACACCCUCUUCGCUUGGAUUUCGUUGACGCAACUUGCAAUGCUUGUACACAACAGAUUAAAUUGAGUAAUAAAGACUUCUCCACCGCUGCCUAUGGUUGCCAAAUUUGCAAUUUCAACCUUGAUUUUGGGUGUGCAAAACUAUUACCUAACCUUAACCAUGAGGGCCACAACCAUUGCCUCACUUAUGUUGGUCCCACUUUCAGGGAUCCAACUAGAAAAUAUCAUUUCCAAUGCAGCUCCUGCCGUGAGCUGUGUUUAGACACCUUUUAUCGUUGUGUGCAGUGUGAUCUCAAUCUCCACCUUAUUAAAUGUGUUCCAGUUCCACCUUUAGCUAAACAUAGAUAUCAUAGACAUCCACUCCUCCUUAAUCAACCAAUUAGAGAAGAUGAGAUUGGAGAGUAUUACUGUGAUAUUUGUGAGAAAGAACGAGAUCCAACACAUGAAGUUUAUUAUUGCCAAAAAUGCACAUAUAUUGCUCAUAUUGAAUGUGUCUCAAUCAGGUCGCACCCUUUCUUUAGUUUGCUUUACUUUUAUAUAUUACUUUAUUCCUCGUUUUCUAAUAACGGAAUGUUUGCUGUACAUUAG
Gossypium raimondii (Peruvian cotton) is the source of this 1191-nucleotide messenger RNA. RefSeq lists its product as uncharacterized. The coding region runs from base 1 to 1191 and encodes 396 amino acids. NCBI's taxonomy places the organism in Eukaryota, Viridiplantae, Streptophyta, Magnoliopsida, Malvales, Malvaceae. The transcript has a single exon. The record is from RefSeq and is a predicted model, not a curated record.